Molecule: messenger RNA, 729 nt
Organism: Glarea lozoyensis ATCC 20868
Lineage: Eukaryota; Fungi; Ascomycota; Leotiomycetes; Helotiales; Helotiaceae
Exons: 4
Coding region: 1-729 (242 amino acids)
Source: RefSeq, a predicted model, not a curated record
AUGGCUUUCUUGGCUCGUUUAUCUGGUGCUCUUGUUGUAUUGACUGUUUUUCAAUGUUUAUGUGGUGCAGUGAGCGCUGAGGGGGUGGUUGGAUAUGAGAGAAGGCAGAUGAGAGAGAGGAGUGUGGGUGCUGGGAGUAAGAGAGCAACAAAUACUCUAGCUACUCGGGACGCAAACAACACCGCUCUUCAAUUCGGGUCAGGUGUAACUCGAGCGGCCAAUGUCACAGGAGGGCCUGAAGUUCAAGAAGUAGACUUUGUAGACGGCUUGGAAUUCUGUCUACAAUCGAACCAAGCCAUGACUUUCAACGUCGAAAUCGAUAAUGGCAUCAACCCGGGGACCUUGCCAGACAAUACCACGGCUUUGAAUUCCUUCUCUUGGGUAGUCACUUCCAGCGCGCCCUUGACGCAAGUAAAUGCGCAGAUGUUUGUCCCAUUCAACAGGACGAAACUUGUCGCCAUGCAUCCAAAUGGAUCGUCCCCUUCCACAAUGCUCAUGGUUUACAAACGCCCUUUGAAUGCCACGUCCGGCGGGUUCCUUCCUGUCAACGCCAAUCAACAAAUCGUGCGCGAAUUGCCUGAAGAUCGGAUUAUGGUACCGUUAACGCAAAUGGACGGACGGUAUACAGUACUGGUGACUCAAGCAAGACCAGUAGGAGGGACCGGGGCAUUAAAGUUGAGUCCAAUCCAAAUACUCGCUAGUCGCAAGGCCGGUCGUAGUCUGGCUUGA